UACCGUACCGCUUGAAUCACUUCACCGAGUGUCUCUCUUUGCAAGCGUUACAAUGGGAUUGAACAUCAUGUACUUCAAAGUCACUAUCAGAGUUCAAGAAAGCAAUCAAACAGGAGAAAGUUGACAUCAAACGAGUAGAUGACGACAACACAUCUCUUCUCCACUGGUAUUGCUCAUCAGGAAGGCAAGAUAUUGUUGAAUAUCUUCUUCAAAUGGGCGUAAGAAUUACUGCAAACAAAACCAAUCACCAGACUCCAUUACAUUGCACAGUCGAUUGUAUGUGUGACAAGAUGGAGGAUAAAAAGAGAUCGAAUAUUGUAAGGUCGCUGAUUGCUGCUGGAGCAGAAGUGGAUCAACAAGAUGUGAAUGGUUGGACAGCUCUAAAGCUCGCCUGUCGUUCUGGAUUGUAUGAGUGUGCCUUCUAUUUACUUAGCAACCACGCAGAAUCUGAAAAAUGUGAUAUUGAGGGCAAUACUGCUCUGCAUGAUGCUGUUUGUCAUUCUACGACAACACGACUUCUCAUCUCCUAUGUUGAUGACGUGGAUGUUGUAAAUUAUGAACAUAAUACUCCACUCUUAUUAGCAGUGUGUAGUGGGUCUAAGGAAAGAGAACAGACUGUACAUCAUCUUGUUCAUGCUGGAGCUGAUGUGAACAAGGAGAAUGCUUCUGGUCAAUUUCCUUUGUGGUUGGCUGCUGAUCGUAAGGAUACGAGCAUCAUUCAGAUUCUUCUAGAUGGUCGAGCUGAUGUGAACAAAGCUGAGCCACGAGAGAAAACUACAGCUCUCCAUCGUGCAGUAAUCAAUAAAACAUGGACUGUGUGUGUUCUACUGGUGAGACAUGGGGCAGACAUUGAUCUUCCUGAUGCAAAAGGAAUGACAGCUCUCGACUAUGCAAAGAAAUUUCAUCCUGAAAUGGCAGAGCAAAUGAAAGCUGAAUCUGCAGAACAGAAAUCAAAGGUGAACGCUUUAGAUCACAUUUUUCUUGUUGAAGGAUUAAGUGACCCAAAAAGGCCAGGACGUCCAGUUCAUGUACCUGCACAUUCAACUGAUGAUGAUCUUACUCCUGACAACAUUCACAUAAGACCAAUUCAAGUCAUGAACAGUUCAGACAAGCCCACAUCUACAGCUCCAACUCCAAGCCAUCAAGAAGUCAUUGCCAAUGUUCCCAGACCAAGGCUAGACGAUGCUCCGCAUCAAAUGCUACAUCUGGAAGAGGCACCAGUGAGAGGCCUGCUAGCAAUUGACAAUCCUGGAAAUCUUCUUCAACCAGCUGAGGCAGCAUCUUCAUGUGGAAGAAUGCAUUCUGGGUUAGAUCAGAGUCAACUGGUCAUUCAACAGCCGAGCAAUCUGUCACAGAUUCCAGCAACACAGGCUACUUUGGCUAUGCAGUCACAUGGACAUCAACACAUGACAAGCGUGGGACAUCAAAAGGACACUGGAAGACAUCGACAGAAGCAACCAUCUCAAUCAGGUAACAGUGACAUUACACGUAAUCGAGAAAAUGUGUUGGAACAACUACCACAAGAUCAGAAAACACAAGCAGACGCAGCAUUAAAUUGUAUUACAAGUGAGGUAACGCAUGUUACUCCAGCCAUGCAGUCGCAUGAUACUAAUGAGAGCCAACAGGACAGCAAUGUCAAGGAAAAAGCAACAUACACAGAUGAACUCGUAAGGCUCAGACAGGAAAAUAGUCAAUUAUUAGCUCAAGUUGAAACAUUAAGACAAGAAGAGAGUCAAUUGAAUCAUCAAAUUGAGAACUUUAUGACUGAACGCAAACAACUGUAUUGCACAAUUGCUGACAGUCGACGUGAAGGAAAUGAAGCAAAACGAAAUCGUGAUGAAAAGAUAGCAGAGAUUGAUGAACUUUCAGAUAAGGUUAAGACUUUAACAAUUGAGAACAAACAAGUUGAAGAAGACUAUCAACAGACAAUGGAUCAAAAACAGAAAGAAAUUGAUGCUUUAAAGCAAGAGAAAAGUGACCUUCAAUGUAAAUUGGGUCAAAGACAACAAGAGAAUGAGGCUGUUUGCCAACAGUUGGUAAGGCAGGAACGAAUCGCUGCAUCUCUACAGGAAGAUAAAGAAGAUCUUCAACAACGUAACCAACAUUGUAGUAGGGCAUUAGAGCAAGCUCAGAGAAAACUUGAAUGCCAAGACAUUUGCCGGAAUAUUUCUGAAGAAGAGUUGGAAGUCACUCAGCUUCAUCUUGGUGGAGGAGCAUAUGGAGAAGUGCGAAUGGGCAGGUGGCAGGGAGUUGAUGUUGCAGUUAAAACUUUUCAUGAACAUCUUCGUUCUGAUCUGGAUGUGUUGGUGCGUGAACGCAUGAUCAAAAUAAUUCGACGCGAAGUGUCUAUAUGCGCUCAAGUUUGUCAUCCUAAUGUGGUUGCCACAUGUGGGGCUACAUUCGCACUUAACUUUCCACUUCGUCUUGUCAUGGAACUCAUGGAAGGUUCAUUGGAGAAUGUGAUCGAUGCAGCCAAUGAAGUGAAACGCUACCUCACAAUGAGAGAAAAGGUAGAUUUAGCAGCAGGUUGUGUUUGUGGGUUGAUGUAUCUGCAUGGCAUGCCUGGUACUACACUACAUGGAGACAUUCGACCGUCUAAUGUUUUGGUUACACUGACCAUGGAAGCUAAGAUUGGUGAUCUGGGUGCUGCACGUCUUGCUAGUGCUACUACUUCUACGUUGAUAUCGGUUGGUCCACUCAGUCCACAAUAUCUUGCACCAGAGCGAAAGCUUGAAUCAGUUGAAAAUCCUGUGCACAAUUCCGUAGAGGCUGAUAUUUACAGUCUUGGAGUCACUUUGCUAGAAUUGUUUACAGGACUUGGAGCAGAUCCAGUUAUACGAGAAGAACAGCUCUGUCGUCUUUCUCAUCCUCGUUUGCUUGCAGUCACUUCAAAAUUGUUACCUCAUAAUCCUCAAGAACGAGUCAAGUCAGAAGUGGCAUUGAAAAUGUUACUUUCAGCAAAGAAGGAUAGAUCAUACAAGGAGUCACCUCCCAAACGGAUGGUAAAGGGCAUUCGAAGUGGUUCACAGAAACUUGAACUUGUGGAUAAACCUUGGAUGUGAAGUUUGUCUUUGUGUGUUGAAUUGAACAGCAAACAUUAUGUUUUCUAUGUUGGUUCAAAUUUAUUAUCCAAAUAGUUAUGGAUUGGUGGGUUUGUAUUAGUGGGUUUGUAUUGGUGGGUUUGGAUGUCACGUUUUUUUUGAUUAUACCAUGGGUUUUAUGUUAGGGAGACUGAGAUGGUGGUACUUACGUCAUGUUUGCAGUUUACUGUCAGACUGUAUAAUAAUUUGUGUACUAUUUUUUACAGGUUGUGUCAAUAUUGAGACUUGAUUCUCUAACUCUAGAUCUAUAUAUACAGACACUACGCAAAGCAAUUAAAUCUACUUGGUGUGUUGCA
This is a messenger RNA of Corticium candelabrum, 3397 nucleotides long. Its product is annotated as uveal autoantigen with coiled-coil domains and ankyrin repeats-like. The record is from RefSeq and is a predicted model, not a curated record. Lineage: Eukaryota; Metazoa; Porifera; Homoscleromorpha; Homosclerophorida; Plakinidae. Gene Ontology annotation, molecular function: ATP binding; protein kinase activity; protein binding. Gene Ontology annotation, cellular component: cytoplasm. Bases 213 to 3062 code for a protein of 949 amino acids. Gene Ontology annotation, biological process: protein phosphorylation; signal transduction. The transcript is spliced from 8 exons.